Linum trigynum is the source of this 3045-nucleotide messenger RNA. NCBI's taxonomy places the organism in Eukaryota, Viridiplantae, Streptophyta, Magnoliopsida, Malpighiales, Linaceae. The record is from the annotation of a GenBank genome assembly.
AUGGCGACGAAGUUCGGAUUAGCCGGCGGGAUACCGGAGCGCCGUGUUCGACCGAUAUGGGACGCCAUAGAUUCUCGCCAGUACAAGAACGCUCUCAAGCUAUCCACUUCACUGCUGUCCAAGUAUCCCAAUUCUCCUUACGCCCUUGCACUGAAGGCUCUGAUUUUGGAGCGAAUGGGAAAACCUGACGAAGCAUUGUCCAUUUGCUUGAACGCCAAGGACCUAUUGUACAAGAACGACUCUCUGUUGAUGGAUGACCUUACUCUCAGCACGCUCCAGAUUGUUUUCCAACGGCUUGAUCGUUUGGAUUUGGCUACAAGCUGUUAUGAGUAUGCUUGCGGUAAAUUUCCAAACAAUUUGGAACUGAUGAUGGGGCUUUUCAACUGUUAUGUUCGUGAAUAUUCUUUUGUCAAACAACAGCAGACUGCAAUUAGAAUGUAUAAGCUUGUUGGUGAAGAAAGGUUUUUGCUCUGGGCUAUUUGUAGCAUCCAGUUACAGGUGUUCUGUGGAAAUGGUGGAGAAAAGCUCUUGGUAUUAGCCGAAGGGUUAAUUAAGAAGCACAUUGGUUCCCACAGCUUGCAUGAGCCUGAAGCUCUGAUUGUCUAUCUCUCCAUAUUGGAACAGCAAGCAAAAUAUGGUGAUGCCUUGGAAGUUCUUUCGGGGAAAUUGGGGUCAUUGCUGAUGAUUGACAUUGAUAAGCUACGCAUACAGGGGAGACUUCUUGCACGAUCCGGUGACUAUACUUCUGCGGCGGACAUAUACCAGCAGAUUUUAGAGAUAAGCCCUGAUGAUUGGGAGUGUUUCCUACAUUAUCUAGGCUGCUUGCUAGAAGAUGAUAGCAGUUGGAAUCACGAAGCCGAUUCUGAUUCAAUUCAUCGUCCUAAACAUGUUGACUUUAAGGUCUCACAUUUAACAGAUGAUAAGUUUGAGUCUUGUAUGUCAAAUGCCUUGGCCUUUGUUCAAAGAUUACUCGUGGACACUACAGAUGAUCCUGUCAGAGGCCCGUACUUGGCAGCCCUAGAGAUUAAAAGGAGGAAGCAUGUAUAUGGCACAGGAAGUGAUGAUGAGCUGGUGGAAGCUCUACUGAAAUAUUAUCUCAAGUUUGGGCACUUAGCCUGCUUCUCUUCUGAUAUUGAAUCUUUUGUUCAACAACUUACCCCAGACAAGAAGACUGAGUUUAUGGAUAAGAUAGUGAAAAGUUGUGAUUCCGUGACAGCAACAGGGACUAAAGUGCUUGGUCAAUCUAUAACAAUAUUCAAACUUCGAGAGUUGAUUGGGAACCUGCUCAAUCUUCCUGUGGUUGAACUUGAGAACUUAGCUGCAGAGAUGGUUGAGAUGUUCUGUAAAAACCUUCCACUAUCUAAAGACUUGGACCCACAAGAGAAUAUGCAUGGUGAAGAGCUCUUAUGCCUUGCCAGCAGUCUGCUAGUUCAGCUUUUCUGGCGGACAGGGAACUUUGGUUACUUCGUGGAGGCAAUCAUGGUACUGGAGUUUGGUUUGACAAUACGAAGAUAUGUCUGGCAGUACAAGAUCUUGCUGGUGCAUCUGUAUUCUCAUUUGGGCGUGCUUUCAUUAGCUUAUGAAUGGUAUAAAUCCCUAGAUGUGAAGAAUAUUUUGACAGAAACCGUUUCACACCACAUUUUACCCCAGAUGCUGGUAUCUCCGCUGUGGGAAGAUUUAAGGAGUUUGCUAAAAGAUUAUCUUAGGUUCAUGGAUGACCACUUCAGGGAAUCUGCUGAUCUCACUUUUCUUGCAUACCGCCAUAGAAACUAUUCCAAAGUAAUUGAGUUCGUACAAUUUAAAGAACGACUCCAACGCUCAGAUCAGUACUUGGUUGCAAAGGUUGAAACAUCAAUUCUACAGCUGAAGCAAAAAGCAGAUUCUAUUGAAGAAGAGGAGCGUGUUCUUGAAGAUCUGAAAUGUGGGGGUCACUUUGUUGAGCUUUCUAAUGAAAUUGGGUCAAAGUCGUUGUCAUUUAAUGAAGAUCUCAGUUUGCGGCCAUGGUGGACACCGACUUCAGAGAAGAAUUAUCUCUUAGGUCCUUUUGAAGGAAUUGCUUACUGCCCCAAGGAGGACUUGGCAAAAGAAAGGGAAGAAAGAGUGCGGAGGAUGAUUGAGAAGAAGUCUCUUCUUCCUCGGCUGAUUUAUCUUUCAAUUCAAAGUGCGUCUGCAUUAAACAAGGACAACAUUGAGAUGAAUGGUUCUUCUUCUGAUCCUAACAUUUCUAAGGAACUUAAGUAUCUGCUUGAACGGUAUGCAAAGAUGUUGGGAUCUACAUUCAGUGAUGCGGUAGAUGUGCUCAUGAGGGUCUCUACUGACCAGAAAUCCUCCCAGGCAUUUGGUUCAGACACUGUGGACUGGCUGCACUUUGCUGUGUUCUUAAAUGCUUGGAACUUGAGUUCUCAUGAACUCUCAUUGCCAGAUGGGAAUAACAGUGGGCACAGCAUUAUUCACGUAGUCGAUACUUUGCUGAUAAAGCAUGUUUCAGAAAAGAUUAAGAUAUCGGAUCCCCUCAAGUUCACAGGGGGUCAAGACUUUUCAACUUUAGUCCUACUGGUGACUGAACCGUUGGCCUGGCACAGUAUCAUUCUCCAGUCUUGUGUUCGUUCGUCCUUUCCAUCUGGGAAGAAGAAGAAGAAGGGUGGAGCCACUGAACACCAUAGCUCUCAGUUACUGAAUGCCCUUCGAGAUUCAACCCACUCUUUGCACGAUGUAGUGGAAGAGGUGACCAAAUGGUUGAGGAAACAUAUCAACACACCAGAGGAAAGCCACGUGGAGAUGCUGGUCUCUUCUAUCAGGAGAAACGGAGGAGAACAUGCUGGCGGGCCUGGGGCUGUUUUCCAGGUUCUGGAAAAUGUGGUACCUUCUCUUGAUGCGAGUGAAGUAGGCGGAAGGAUCUCCCGUUCAUUGAAGUCAUGGAGUGCUGUUGAUAUUGCCAGGAAGGUAGCAAAAGGAAAUUCUGCUGUGCUAUCCCAGUUCCUUCAAAUUUGCAUGUCGAAGGUCAAGUCGUUGCAAGCACUGAAACAGCAGAUUGCUCAAUUCUGA